AUGAGCAAGUCGCUUCUUGCCUUUGUUUGGAUAGCCAGUCCCUUGACGGGUGCGCUGGUGCAACCAUACAUUGGCAUUCAAAGCGAUAACUGCCGACUCGCGUGGGGUAAGAGGAAACCGUUCAUGGUCGUUGGAGGCGCAGCAACCGUCGUUUCAUUGCUAGCCCUGGCAUGGGUGAAAGAAAUUGUGGGAGGAUUUUUGUCUAUAUUCGGUGUUGAAUCGACAUCUCCAGGAGCCAAGAUUGUUAUCAUUAUCAUGGCAACAAUUUUCAUGUGUUGCCUUGAUUUUGCCAUCAACACCGUGCAAGCUGCAAUCAGAGCAUUCAUCGUUGACAACUGUCCCACCCACCAGCAGGAGCUGUCCAACGCCUGGGCUAGCCGUAUGGUCGGCGUUGGCAACAUCUUGGGGUAUAUCUUUGGCUAUAUGGACCUGCCGAAGGUUGUUCCUUUCUUGGGAAAUACACAGUUCAAGGUUCUGUGUGUACUCGCAUCGGUCUUUCUGAGCGCAACCCUUGCUAUUAGUUGUGUCUACAUCAAAGAGCGGGACCCCCGAGGAGACGGGCCGGUGACCGACAAGCUUGGCGUGGUCUCCUUUUUCAAACAGGUCAUCAAGUCGAUUCGGAGCUUGCCAACACAGAUUUCCCGCGUCUGUCAGGUGCAGAUAGCUGCGUGGGUGGGCUGGUUCCCAUUCCUGUACUACUCCACGACUUAUGUCGGACAGCUCUACGUCAAUCCCGUUUUCGCAGAUAACCCCCAUCUGUCCGAGGGCGAGGUCGAUAAGGCUUGGGAAAAUGCUACUCGCAUCGGAACAUUAGCUCUCCUCAUCUAUGCUAUCAUCUCUUUCCUUGCCAACAUCUUGCUUCCUCUUUUCGUGGUCCCCUUAUAUGGGCCGGCUCCAGAAACUAUUUCGCAACGGGAUUCUCUAGACGGUGAUUCAGAUGACGACGCAGAGCCGGCCACAAGGAGACUAUCAUUUUCAAGUAUGCCGACGGGAAAUGCAUCCGAGCCUCUGCUCGACGCAGUUCCAGUCGGACAGGAGACCGAAGGGAAACCGACUUGGCUUUCACGCCUGCGCAUCCCAGGCUUGACUCUCCCACGAGUCUGGCUCCUCUCGCACCUCCUGUUUGCAGCAUGCAUGUUCAGCACUUUCUUCAUCUACUCUCAUCAAGCCGGGUCGGCGUUUGUGGGCCUUGUCGGUAUCUCAUGGGCUGUAGCGCUGUGGGCUCCCUUCGCCCUUAUCUCGGCGGAGGUAGCUAGGAUGGAUCCCUCAAGACGAAAUCGCCACCGCACAGCUCAGACCACCUAUAAUGAGCAUGAAAGCGAGGCACAGGAUGAGGGUCCUGGCGAAAAUGACAGCGUCCGCGGCGCUGAUGUUGAGAAUGGACAACCGAAGGAUUAUCGUGAGGGUGGGGAUGUUGCACAGGCGGGUAUCAUUCUUGGACUGCAUAAUAUGGCUAUUUCUCUGCCCCAGAUUCUGUCUAGUCUUGUUUGCAGUGCUAUUUUCAAGGCGUCUCAGAAGCAAAGAGGGGAGCCGUGGGAUGAUAGUGUGGGCUGGGUGCUACGGUUUGGUGGAUGUGCUGCGUUAGUGGCUGCAUGGUUGACUAAAAGGGUUUCAGAUGGGUCAAGGUAG
Molecule: messenger RNA, 1629 nt
Organism: Penicillium egyptiacum
Lineage: Eukaryota; Fungi; Ascomycota; Eurotiomycetes; Eurotiales; Aspergillaceae
Source: the annotation of a GenBank genome assembly